AUGCAGUUCUCUAUCAUCCUCGCUCUCGCCGCCAGCGCCUCCGCCGCCACCCUUCAGAGGCGCCAGGCUCAAACCUACCCCAUUGCAGACUUCUCCGCUGACUGCAUCCCGCAUAGCAACUACUGCUCUCACAGCUACAACUUCACGGUGAACUCGGACCCGUCCCUGUCCCCGAGCCACUGCUCCGCCUUCGUGCAAGGCCCAGACCAGCUGCCCGCCGUAGAGGAGGGAACCUGCUCCGACAACGUGGGCUACACGUGGUCCAUCGAGCCCACGUCGGAUGGCGGUCUCGACUUCGCCAUCUGGUACGCGUUCAACGCCCGAUCCAACAUCACGUAUUGCGCCUCCAUCCCCGCCAGCCAGAUCACGACCGAGACCGACGGCACUGCCAACACGCAGCACUACACUGGACCUAAGAACUUGACGGCUUCUAUUUCCGAGUGCCCGGCUUAA
Messenger RNA from Pseudomassariella vexata, 453 nucleotides. RefSeq lists its product as uncharacterized. The transcript is spliced from 2 exons. Lineage: Eukaryota; Fungi; Ascomycota; Sordariomycetes; Amphisphaeriales; Pseudomassariaceae. The record is from RefSeq and is a predicted model, not a curated record. The coding region runs from base 1 to 453 and encodes 150 amino acids.